AACCCGGGACCGAAUCAUGAUGACGGACCCCUCCUCUGCUGCUGGUCCUGUAGAGCCCGGUCCAGGUCCUGCUUCUGUUCCGGAUCCAGCAUCGACUCCUGCAAACGGACACCAAGCAGAUACUUUCAACAUGGAGCAGCAGAUGAAAAUAGGAGAGCCGGAGGACAACGGUCUUCUGGAGAGCAGUAUGCGUCUGAAACCCCACGAGGCUCAGAGUUACAGAAAAAAGGCAUUAUGGGUAUCGUGGGUCUCCAUUGUGGUGACAAUGAUCUUAGCCAUCGCUGCGUUCACUGUGUCUAUAAUGCGGCAUAGUGCAUCAGCGUUUGGGUUUGCUUUUGAUGCCAUUCUGGAUGUCCUGUCCUCCAUAAUCGUGAUUUGGCGAUACAGUAAUGCGGCGGCCGUCCAUUCAGCUCACAGAGAAUACAUAGCGUGUGCUAUCCUCGGAGUCGUGUUUAUCUUGUCGGCCAUCACUAUCCUGGUGAAAGCCAUCCAUGAUCUCGCCACAAAACUGCAACCAGAAGUGGAUGACUUCCUGUACAGCGUCUCAGUUAUCAGUGGGGUGGUGUGCGCUCUCCUGUCCGUCUGUAAGUUCAUGCUGGGGAAAGUCCUCACCAGCAGGGUUCUCAUCACCGACGGUUUUAACUCUCUAGUUGGCGCCGUCAUGGGAUUCUCGAUCCUGAUCAGCGCCGAGGUGUUCAAACACGAACCUAGCGUCUGGUACCUGGACGGGACUAUCGGGGUUCUGAUCGGACUGAUCAUUCUCGCCUACGGAGUCAAGUUGUUGAAGGACAUGGUGCCCCGUGUCAGGCAGACGAGACAUUACGAGCGCUUCGAGUAGCGAUUCUGAUUCUGGACGACCCAACACACACAGACACACUCCUGUGGAGAUUCUCCUGAGAGGAAAACACACACACACACACACUUUACCUGCCUCAGGGCAAACACAGCCACUAAUUCCCCCUGUAAAUAUGGAUCUGAAAGGGAAUAACUCAAAAUUAAAUGUAUAAAAUGUGUAUUAUCAUAUCGUUUGAAAUGGCAAAUAGCCAUGGGGCUGAAACAAGACAGAUCUCAGAAUGUAUAUCAUCUGAUAUAGAAAACCCAGCUUCAUUGCAUUGAGUUAUAUGUGUGUGUAUAUAC
Messenger RNA from Carassius auratus (goldfish), 1137 nucleotides. Its product is annotated as transmembrane protein 163-like. The coding region runs from base 17 to 838 and encodes 273 amino acids. Gene Ontology annotation, molecular function: monoatomic cation transmembrane transporter activity; zinc ion binding. The record is from RefSeq and is a predicted model, not a curated record. Lineage: Eukaryota; Metazoa; Chordata; Actinopteri; Cypriniformes; Cyprinidae. Gene Ontology annotation, cellular component: synaptic vesicle membrane. Gene Ontology annotation, biological process: monoatomic cation transport; transmembrane transport. The transcript is spliced from 8 exons.